Patella vulgata (common limpet) is the source of this 3054-nucleotide messenger RNA. RefSeq names its product U4/U6 small nuclear ribonucleoprotein Prp3. Gene Ontology annotation, biological process: mRNA splicing, via spliceosome. Bases 105 to 2048 code for a protein of 647 amino acids. Gene Ontology annotation, cellular component: U4/U6 x U5 tri-snRNP complex. The transcript has 2 exons. The record is from RefSeq and is a predicted model, not a curated record. NCBI's taxonomy places the organism in Eukaryota, Metazoa, Mollusca, Gastropoda, Patellidae.
UGAUUCCGCCAUCUUAAACGAAACUCGUGCGAAAGAUGCGAAAUUAGUAUACAAUAAUAAUGCAAAACAUGUUGUAACUGCCACGCGAUCAUAUAAUUUACACAAUGUCGUUGUCGAGGAGAGAGACAGAAGACUUUAGAUAUAUGUUAGAUAAAUCCGUAAAGAAAUUUAUUGGAUUUAGUGAACCGACUUUGGCUUCAGCUGCCUUUGAUUGCAUUGAUCGGGGCUACGAUAGAAAGAAAACUGUUGAUAAAUUGACGGCAAUAUUGGACACUAGUCAAGCUGUACGAUUGACAGAUAUUGUCUAUGGUUUGUGGGAUGAAUUCAGAUUAGGAAACCGAAGUCGAACUAAAUCCAAAAGAAAAGAAGAUGACAGAGAAGAGCGUGACGACUCCAAACGUCGCAGACGAUUUCAGGAUGAGGAUGCUCCUGUUGUGCAAGUAUCAACACCUGGGAAUCCAAGUCCGGGACAGCUUACUGCGGAUAAAAUUAAAGAAAUGAUGGCAAAUGCUCAAAAAUUAAUUCAGGAGCGAAAAACACAAAUACAAGCUACACUUCCUACCAAAUCAUUGGCCACAGUUCAACCAGAUAACACAAAGGUGUUUAUGAAUGAUUCAAUGACUAAAGCCAAGAGAGCAGCAGAUCUACAGGCUAAGAUUCAGGCUCGGCUAACAGGAAUGCCAGGUUUCAAUCCAGCUAAGCAAAUGUCUCAGAACAUGUCACAAGAUUCUAAGCCAACAUUAAUUUUAAAUGAUGAAGGUCAAACUAUUGAUGCAAUGACAGGUCAGGCUAUACAGUUGUCACUGCAUACACCGACACUGAAGGCCAACAUUCAAGCCAAACGGCGUGAACAGUUUAAAGGUUUGAUAGAUAAACCACCAGAAGAAAUCAGUGACAGUAAAUUUUUUGAUCCUCGAGUUGCUGGUAAAGGUGCAAUCAGACAGAAGAGAGCAUUCAAAUUUAAUGAAAAAGGCAAAUUCGAACAGUUAGCCAAUAGAUUGCGUACUAAGGCACAACUGGAUAGGCUACAAACUGAGAUCGCACAAGCCGCCAAGAAAACUGGCAUUGCAUCUGCUGCUAAAUUGGCCACAAUUGCACCAAAGAAAGAUAUGCAGGAAGGCGAAGUACCAGAUAUAGAAUGGUGGGAUUCUUUUAUAAUAAAUACCGAUUCUUAUGAUUCAGUUGAUACAAAUGAACACUUAGAAGGCGAGAUUUUACAAGGAGUUACCAAUUUAGUUGAACAUCCAAUUCAGAUGAAACCUCCAGCAGAGCCAACCAAAGAAAUUAGUAUUCCAGUCUACCUCACCAAAAAAGAGAGAGAAAAAUUAAGAAGACAGAAUAGGACUGAAGGUCAGAAGGAAAUAACAGAGAAAAUAAGAUUAGGGUUAAUGCCACCACCAGAACCCAAGGUUAGAAUGGCUAAUUUAAUGAGAGUACUUGGACAAGAGGCUGUUCAGGAUCCUACAAAAAUUGAAGCCCAUGUGCGUGCCCAGAUGGCAAAGCGAGAAAAAGCCCAUGAAGAAGCAAAUGCUGCAAGAAAAUUAACAGCCGAACAACGACGUGAGAAAAAAAUGAAGAAAAUUAAAGAAGAUACAUCUUUAGGUGUUCAUGUUGCGGUGUAUCGGGUGAGAGAUUUAAAAAAUCCAGCAAUCAAAUUUAAAGUGGAAACCAAUGCGAAUCAGUUGUUUAUGACUGGAAUUGUCAUUUUAUAUAGAGACUGUAAUGCUAUAGUUAUAGAAGGCGGACCUAAGCAACAGAGAAAGUUUAAACGUUUAAUGUUACAUCGAAUCAAAUGGCAGGAUGAUAAAAAACGUUCUAAAGAUAAUGAUGACAAUGAUCAAGAGGAUGAGGAAGAUAAAGUCAACAAGUGUGUCUUAGUUUGGGAAGGUACUACAAAAUCUAGAAAUUUCAGUGAGAUUAAGUUUAAGGCAUGUCCUACCGAAACAUUUGCUCGAGAACAAUUUAAAAAGUUAGGUGUUGAACAUUACUGGGACUUGGCCUAUAGUGGUGCUGUGUUAGAAUCCACUGGUGAAGACAGUUGUAUAUGAUUUAAACUGUAAAAGAUGUAUACAUAUUUGUUUUAUUAAUGGAUGUAAAAAUAUUCAAAUUAUUUGAGGUUAAAAUAGGAGGAUAUUAGAUGAAGAAUUUUUGUAUUAAUAAAACUAUUAAUACCUAGUUCACACAGGUUGAUUUUACUUGCCUUGGAUGGGUGUGUCCCAGACUAAAAAGAUCUAAAUUAUCACUGAAAACGAAGGAUUGUGGUCCUCAAUAACUUAAAAACUAGUUAGAUUUGCCUAUAUACAAUGUACAUACAUGUAUCUACAUAUCCUAAAAACUGUCUGGUGUUACUGUUUUUGUGUUUCACCUAGCACCUCAAACAUUUUCCGGUAAGAUAAUAUGUUCAAGAAAUUAUUUGUUAUCAAUAACCGUUAAUAAUUUAAAUGACUGUUAAUUUUAAAGCGAGAAUUUCAAAUUUUCUAAGAAAGUCAAAACAUAAUUAUUUCUACAUGUGUAUGUCUUUUGCUCAAUAGGUUAUCAAAUCACUAUUAUACGAUCAUGGGCAUUAUUUCCCACCCUUAAAAAUCUAUGACACAGGAAAUAACAACACAAUUACAUCCCCUGUUUUGCUAUUGACAACAUGGGGCAGCCAUUUUCCAACGUUGGAAUUUGAAUUUAAAAAUGAUAUUUUUGCCAAUUUCUCAGCUGGCAAUAGCGAAUUAUAGGAUUAAUAGGAUUAUUCUUUAACAAUGUAGGACUGUUUAUGGAUACCAUCUAUUUUAAGGCUUUAUUUUAAUACAUUUUAAAAAUAUAACUUGAAAAUUUGAAAUUGCAACUUUAACAAUUCAUUAUGUGAAUUAGUGAAAUAAAAUUUCCACAUUAUGCAUGGGAAGAUUAAAAUGAACUUAUAUUGUCAAAUAAAUAAAUGGGUUGCGAUUGACCCAUCUGAUGACCUAUACAGUAUGUACUUUCUGCUUUCAAUUCUAGUUUUCUUUGUCUAUUGAUCAUAAGGGUGUACCAGAAAUUUGGAAAUAAAGAAUAAUUUCUUACAAAGUA